UAAGCCUAUCAUGUGACAGAAUUACAAGUACAAGAUAGCUCAAGGUCGAUUUUUGUUCAAUCGUUCCAAUUAUCGUUCCUUCACUUUGAAAACACACGCUGCUAGCUGCACAGACGACAACAGACGACAUAGGUCAGCUCUCAGCUGUAUUUCAUACUCUACACACAGACAACUACAAAUACAAUCUUUAGGUUAAAUGGACAACGAUACGAGAGUCGAUGAUCAUGAAAAAGUAUGGAUAUACAACAGAGUAAUCACGCCGAGAGGAGAAAAUGACAAAAUAUACAACCUUAUGUACAUCAUAAAUGAAUCGACAAUUUGAACACAGUUUACAAUAAUCCAAUAAUAUUUCAAAUCCGGCGGAUCAGUUGAUAGUUGAGAGCGGGAUCAAAGGUUAUGUCUAUGACAGAAGGAAACCUUUGAAACAAGUAGAUUUCAACAGAACAUACCAUUAUUCCAAAGUGAAGAGAAAGGAUGCUUCUCAUGCUUUCGUGGAACGAUGCCAAAAAUUCAGUAUACUUAAUUCUGUGAUUACAUUGUUUCCUAUAUUAAAAUGGUUGCCAAAAUACAAAUGGAAAACAGAAUUCCACCAUGAUGUGAUAUCUGGAAUAACUGUAGGCAUUUUACACAUACCUCAAGGUUUAGCUUAUUCGUCACUAGGAUUGGUGCCACCAAUAGUUGGAAUUUAUAUGGCAUUUUUUCCAGUACUUAUAUAUACCCUGAUGGGGACGUCCAGGCAUAUAUCUAUGGGAACAUUUUCUGUGAUAUGUAUGAUGACUAGCAAACCAGUAUUGGAAUAUGCUAUCACGAUGGAUGAUAGUAGUAGUAAUAAUAAUGAUAAUAUGCUGUUUAAUAGCUCAUUUGUGGAAAGUGAUGAUAUGUCUGGCUUGGUGGGCUCAACGUUGAGUCCUGUGCAGGUGGCAACUGCAGUAUGUCUUGUUGUUGGCUUCUGGCAGGUAUUGUUCGGUAUUUUACGAUUGGGUUCUCUAAGUGUGCUCAUGUCGGAAUUUUUAGUGAGUGGAUUUACUACUGGUGCUGCUUUCCUUGUACUCACUUCACAACUCAAGCAUAUAUUUGGCUUGAAAUUGCCUAAAAAGACUGGCCAAUUCAAAACCAUCUAUACUUACAUAGACACAAUAUCAAUGAUUGACGAUUCAAAUAUUUAUGCCAUUGCCUUGACGGUAACUGUAGUGAUGAUCAAUGCCAUUUUCAAUGAAUACAUCAAGCCAAUUAUUAGCAAAAGAUGUCCUGUGCCUGUUCCUAUGGAAUUGUUGAUGAUUAUUGGAGGAUCCACAUUAUCAUCUUUUUUGGAUCUACCCAACAAAUAUGGAGUGACUGUUGUUGGCGAUAUUCCUACUGGUUUUCCUGAACCAACCCUUCCACCUCUGUGGCUUUUACCAAAGUUGGCUGUUGAUGGAUUUUUAAUAGCAUUAGUUGCAUUUUCUGUCAACAUUUCAAUGGCUUCAAUUUUUGCAAAAAGAGACAAUUAUGAUAUUGAUGCCAACCAAGAACUAUUAGCUUCUGGUUGUGGAAAUUUGUUUGCAUCAUUGUUCAGCUGCAUUCCGUUCUGUGCAUCGCUAUCAAGGAGCUCGAUUCAGUACUCGGUGGGCGGCAAGACUCAGUUGGCCAGUGCCAUUUCAUGCAUCUUUCUAACAGGGGUACUAUUGUAUGUGGGACCGUUCUUUGAGCCACUUCCAAACAGCGUAUUAACAGGAAUAAUAAUAGUUGCUCUGCGAAGUAUGUUCUACCAAGUGAAGGAGUUUUGGAGCGCCUGGAAACAGUCGAAACGAGAUGGAUUCAUUUGGAUGACAACAUUCAUAUCAGUCAUUCUUUUCGAUAUUGAUGUAGCGCUGAUAAUUGGUCUCACCAUUUCUGUGAUCAGUUUAGUGAUAAUUGGUCAGAAGCCUUCUAUUGCCACCCUGGGCCGUAUUCCAUCCACAAGUAUCUAUUUAGACCAGAAGCGAUAUCAAGCAGAAAAAGUUCCUGGUAUACUAAUUCUCCAAGUAGCUGGAGCCAUGAACUUUGCCAAUAAGGAAGCAAUUCGUGUGAAGUUAUUGAAACUUCUUCAUAAAAGCAUCAAGUCUCAUCAGAAUAAUCAGGUAUUUUUAUUAGUCAUGAUGGGAUUACCCCUACUCAGGGAUAGAUUUACUUGCUCUUUCUUAUAUUUCGCUCUUGGUACUAUUUGCUCAUCUUAUAGAGUUGGUAUAAACACUAAUGUAAAAUCUAAAAUUAUAAAUCAUUUAUGCACAUAAUUUUGUCUUCAAAUA
Messenger RNA from Nilaparvata lugens (brown planthopper), 2267 nucleotides. RefSeq names its product solute carrier family 26 member 6. The record is from RefSeq and is a predicted model, not a curated record. NCBI's taxonomy places the organism in Eukaryota, Metazoa, Arthropoda, Insecta, Hemiptera, Delphacidae. Gene Ontology annotation, cellular component: membrane. Gene Ontology annotation, biological process: transmembrane transport. The coding region runs from base 690 to 2252 and encodes 520 amino acids. The transcript has 13 exons. Gene Ontology annotation, molecular function: oxalate transmembrane transporter activity; bicarbonate transmembrane transporter activity; sulfate transmembrane transporter activity.